Molecule: messenger RNA, 1903 nt
Organism: Orycteropus afer afer
Lineage: Eukaryota; Metazoa; Chordata; Mammalia; Tubulidentata; Orycteropodidae
Gene: ILVBL
Product: ilvB acetolactate synthase like
Biological process (GO): L-valine biosynthetic process
Cellular component (GO): acetolactate synthase complex
Molecular function (GO): thiamine pyrophosphate binding; magnesium ion binding; flavin adenine dinucleotide binding
Source: RefSeq, a predicted model, not a curated record
CAUCAUGGAGUCCUCCGCAGCCGCUGCCCCUGAUGGGAGCUUCGUCCUCUCGUUCCUGUUCCUGGCCAGCGGCACUCUGGUGGCCGCCUUGCUGGUCGCCGCGCACCGCCUGGGGCUCUUCUAUCAGCUGAGGCACAAGGUGGACAAGGCCAGCAUCCGCCAUGGUGGGGAGAACGUGGCAGCUGUGCUGCGUGCCCAUGGGGUACGCUUCCUCUUCACGCUGGUGGGCGGGCACAUCUCCCCACUGCUGGUGGCCUGUGAGAAGCUGGGCAUCCGCGUGGUAGACACACGCCAUGAAGUCACAGCUGUCUUUGCAGCUGAUGCCGUGGCCCGCCUGACUGGGACGGUGGGUGUGGCAGCAGUGACAGCGGGCCCUGGCCUUACCAACACUGUGACAGCAGUGAAGAAUGCCCAGAUGGCCCAGUCCCCAGUUCUGCUCCUGGGAGGCGCUGCCAGCACCCUGCUGAAGAAUCGGGGGGCGCUCCAGGACAUUGACCAGCUGUCGCUGUUCCGGCCGCUCUGCAAGUUCUGUGCCUCGGUGAGGAGGGUGCGGGACAUUGUACCCACCCUGCGGACCGCCAUGGCUGCCGCCCAGUCAGGCACCCCAGGCCCGGUGUUCGUGGAGCUGCCCAUUGACGUACUGUACCCCUACUUCAUGGUCCAGAAGGAGAUGUUGCCUGCCAAGCCAUCCAAGGGCUUCCUGGCUUGGGGGGUCACCUGGUACUUAGAGAAUCACCUGGCCAACCUCUUUGCAGGGGCCUGGGAGCCUCAGCCUGAAGGACCUCUGCCCCUGGACAUCCCUCAAGCACCCCCUCAGCAGGUCCAGCGUUGCGUGGAGAUCUUGAGCCGGGCCAAGAGACCCCUCAUAUUACUGGGGAGCCAGGCCCUGCUGCCCCCAACGCCUGCUGACAAGCUUUGGGCUGCCGUGGAGACCCUGGGUGUCCCCUGCUUCUUAGGGGGCAUGGCACGGGGGCUGCUGGGCCGCAACAACCCCCUGCACAUCCGGCAGAACCGCAGCGCCGCCCUGAAGAAGGCUGAUGUCGUUAUCUUGGCAGGAAUCGUGUGUGACUUCCGCCUGUCCUACGGCCGUGCCCUCAGCCGCAGCAGUAAGGUCAUCAUCGUCAACCGCAACCGCAAAGAGAUGCUGCUCAACUCGGACUUAUUCUGGAAGCCCCAGGAGGUUGUGCAGGGAGACGUGGCCUCUUUCAUGCUGAAGCUGAGUGAGGGCCUGCGAGGCCACACAUGGGCCCCAGACUGGGUGGAGGAGCUUCAAGAAGCCGACCAGCAGAAGGAGCAGACCUUCCGGGAGAAGGCAGCGAGGCCCACAGCCCGGCACCUAAACCCAGUGCAGGUGCUACAGCUGGUAGAGGAGACCCUGCCUGAGAACGCGGUCCUGGUGCUUGACGGUGGGGACUUUGUGGGCACUGCUGCCCACCUGGUGCGGCCCCGUGGGCCCCUUCGCUGGCUGGAUCCUGGGCCCUUUGGGACUCUAGGGGUCGGUGGAGGGUUUGCACUCGGGGCCAAGCUGUGCUGUCCGGAUGCUGAGGUCUGGUGCCUGUUUGGGGACGGAGCCUUUGGUUAUAGCCUCAUCGAGUUUGACACCUUUGUCAGGCACAAGACCCCAGUGAUCGCGUUGGUGGGGAAUGAUGCUGGCUGGACGCAGAUUUCCCGGGAGCAGGUGCCCCAUCUGGGUAGCAAUGUGGCCUGUGGCCUGGCUUACACAGAUUAUCACGAGGCAGCUAAGGGUCUGGGGGCCCGGGGCUUGCUGCUAUGCCGGGAGAAUGAGGAUCAGGUGGUCCAGGUGCUGCGUGAGGCCCAGCAGCACUGCAAAGAUGGCCACCCGGUUGUGGUCAACAUUCUUACUGGGAAGACUGACUUCCGAGACGGGUCCAUCGCCGUGUAG